AUGGAUUACCCUUCAGGAUCAGAUCCAUUUACAUCAAGACAACAUUUAUUACAUCAUACAUUUUCUCCAUUAAUAUCAAUUGAAGCAACCCAUAAUGUUGAUUUAAUUUUCCAAUCUAUAAUAAAUAAUAAUGAUAAUGUAUCAACAUUACAAAUUUUUAAACCAUAUGGGGAUAAUGCUAAAUAUUCAAUUAGUACUUCUAGUCAACAAUUUAAAAUCAUUAAUAAUCAGUUAAUAGCGAAAAAUUAUCCUAGUUUCCCCAUUAGAUUUGAACCAUCAUUACCAGAUUUGAUAUCUGUUUUGAAUGCACAACAAAGAAACCCGAAAAGCUCCAACAACCAAAACCUCAACAAUAGUAACGGAUUAUUAUUGAAUAAAUUAAAUUCAAAUUCUUCACCAAGUUUAUCUAAUUCAAUAUCAGAAGAAUUUAAAACCCGACUGGAAGGCGUACCCUUGAAUCAAUUAUUUAGUAUUAGUUCAUUAGAAGUUUAUUUAAGACAUUUGUCAAACCCAGAUAAUAACAGUAAAAGUACUACUGAGAACGGCUCGUUAUAUUUAAACUUUUUCGAUAAGUUAAUAACAUCAAAUCAAAUAACUCCAUUUGAAACAUUUAAUCAUCCAAUUAGCCAAAUUUUCAUUAUUGAUUAUGAAACUGAUUCAAUUGAAACAUUAAGAAAAUUAAUUGUUGAAUUUAGAAAUUAUAAUUUCCCGAAAUUUUUCCAAAUUGAUGAUUUAUUAAUUCAUGUAUUUAUAAUUUAUGAUUGUGAUAAAUUUGCUAAUGGCGAUAUUAUUAAUUUUCAAAAUGAAAUUAAAAAUAAAUUGAAUGUGAAUACUACAGUUUUCCCAAUGUCAUAUAAUAACAGUGCCACGGAAAACCCACCGGGGGUAGAAACAAAUACUAUAUCUUUAGUAGAAAAUAGCACUAUUGAUGAAGAAUUACAAAGAAUUUCCUUGAAUGAUAUCAACAAUUCAUUUGAAAUACCCAAAAUUGUUGAUUCCACUAUACGGAGUAAAUUAUAUGAAUUUAUUAAUAAAUUUUUAAUACCUCAUAUGCAAUCUAAAGUUAGAUAUUGGGAUGAUCAAAUUUUACAACCUAAAAAAUCCAUAACAGGGAGAUUUUUCCAAGUUUCCAAAAAAUUUUUCAAUAGUAAUAACAAUAGUGAUACUAAUUUAUUAACAAACACUGCUAAAUCAUUCAAAAAUGGUGUUAACCAUAUAAAUUCAAAUUCUAAUUCAAAUUCAACUUUUAAUUAUAAUGAGAAUUAUUAUUAUAAAUCACUGCUGGAGCAAAUACUAAGGAAAUUAGCUGAUUGGUCUUUAAUGUUGAAAGAUUUUAAAUAUGCAUAUUCAACUUAUGAAUUAAUUAAAAAAGAUUAUAGUAAUGAUAGAGCAUGGGUUUAUGUUGCAUCAACUCAAGAAAUGUGUAUUGUUUCUUUAUUAUUAGUACAAACCCAACAACAACCACAACAACAAAAUAUCAAAUCAUCGAUUCCUGAUAAAAAUACUUUAAGAAAAAUUAAACAUGAUAUAAUUGAACCUUAUAUGGAUAAUUUAUGUUAUACUUUUAAAUCAAGAUUAAAUUUGAAAACUUUUAGUUUUAAAACCAUGAUUAUUGUUAUUGAAUUAUUACUUUGUAUGAGUCAAAUGUUUAAUAUUUCUUAUUGGUGGUAUGAUACUAUUGAAAAAUAUCUUAUUAAAUUAAAUAAUGAAUUUGAUCAGCAUUUAUCUAGUGCUAAUAAUGAUAGUACAUUUCUGAUUAUAAAAGCUUUGUUGUAUGAACGAUUAGGUUAUAAUUCAGGUCAUUCAGUUUUUUUACUGUUGGAAAAUUACCAUUUAUUCAGAAAGAAUUUCGAACAAAAUAAACUACAACAACAACCACAAGAAGAGGAAGAAGAAGGAGUGUAUGUGAAUAAUCUUAAAUUAAGCACGCCUACAAAUCGUGGCAUAGUUGGUACCACCAGAUUUAGAAAAUCGGCUUUAUGGUAUUUAUUAUCUAUGAAGCAAUGGCAUUUGCUGAACAAUAAGUUCCAAAUUGAAAGAUUGUUUAAUAAUAUUCAAUUAGUUUAUCCAGAUACUAAUUUCAAUUCUAAUGAAAAAGUAGAUAUUUGGUAUAAUCGAAGUGAUGGAAUUCUAGGAAUACUUGAAAAAUAUAGAGAUACCGACAAAUAA
Molecule: messenger RNA, 2169 nt
Organism: Candida dubliniensis CD36
Lineage: Eukaryota; Fungi; Ascomycota; Pichiomycetes; Serinales; Debaryomycetaceae
Gene: GSG1
Product: Gsg1p
Exons: 1
Coding region: 1-2169 (722 amino acids)
Biological process (GO): protein localization to phagophore assembly site; endoplasmic reticulum to Golgi vesicle-mediated transport
Cellular component (GO): TRAPPIII protein complex; cytoplasmic vesicle; phagophore assembly site
Source: RefSeq, a predicted model, not a curated record